Molecule: messenger RNA, 195 nt
Organism: Psilocybe cubensis
Lineage: Eukaryota; Fungi; Basidiomycota; Agaricomycetes; Agaricales; Agrocybaceae
Exons: 3
Coding region: 1-195 (64 amino acids)
Source: RefSeq, a predicted model, not a curated record
AUGUCUUUCAUCAUGCUCAUCAACUUCUAUAUCUAUGUUAAGAAGUAUCUGAAGCUCUGGCUCUUGAAUAUCACCUACUGUCUGGAUUCUAUCACUCCUGCACUUGCUCCUGCGCCGUCCGUUGUCGACUCGCGCAAAUUCCCUGCACUGUACUCGCACGAAUUUCAGGCUGACAUCAAUACCCCGCCUGUCUAA